Messenger RNA from Caenorhabditis briggsae, 657 nucleotides. The transcript has 3 exons. Bases 1 to 657 code for a protein of 218 amino acids. Lineage: Eukaryota; Metazoa; Nematoda; Chromadorea; Rhabditida; Rhabditidae. The record is from RefSeq and is a predicted model, not a curated record.
AUGAACUUAGUCAGUCGAGCUGCCGGCGUAUUACCUGUGGCUUCUCGCUUAGCAACCUUCCAGCCAACAGCUACCACGGGAAUUAGGAACUUUACAGACCAAAAAAAGAUUUCUCCUGCAACGAGUACGCUCCUCAAAGUUGAUUGGCUUCUUCAGAAAAUUACCCCACUAGUUCUCAAAUCGAAUGUUCGAGACUUUAUCGAUAUUUGCAAAGAAGACGUUCAAUUCGAUGAUCGGAUUUUCUCGAAAAAGUUGAAUGGACGAACGCAAUUGAUGUCACACAUCGCUAAAGUUCGCAUGUACUACCGCUAUUUGUCGCCAUUCAACAAAGUUGAAUGGAUCGGCUCCUGUGUCUACGAGAACGAAGACGUUAUUGUCGUCCUCUGGCGUCUAACAACCCUCGAUUCCAGUUUCAUGACCUACUUCCCAUCUUUUAUCACUAAAAAAGAGAACAAAAUGAUUGUGAAGGAAGGAGCUCUGGAUGUGAGAAUCGAUCAGGAGGGCCAUGUAUUGAACAUUGUCAAUCGGGCAAUUACAGCGUCGGAUAGAGAAGGAGCAAAGUCGUUGGCUAAAUUAAAGGAGCAGCAAUAUCAAGAAGAACUGAAACACGAGGAGAAAGAAUUGAGGAAGGAGUUCGAUAGACAGUACCAUAGCUAA